Messenger RNA from Tetrahymena thermophila SB210, 354 nucleotides. RefSeq lists its product as hypothetical. The transcript is spliced from 3 exons. The record is from RefSeq and is a predicted model, not a curated record. Lineage: Eukaryota; Ciliophora; Oligohymenophorea; Hymenostomatida; Tetrahymenidae.
AUGAGGAAGAUAAUCCUUUCAACUUUGUAGGACUUGAUAUUUUGUAUGAUAGAAGUUAAUUCUACUUUUAGCUUAAUAUUUAAAUAAUACUAUAAAAUCAAUAAACUUGAAUGUUUUGAAAUUUAGUUAAAGGAUUGCUACUGGAGAGAGAGUAAUUUAACAGAUUAGAUUUACACUUGUUUAUUAAAUAGUUGUUCUUUUAAUAAUCCUCAAAAUAAAAAAGGAUGUCUAACUGGAUUUAUAGGUCUUUUUUACAAUAGCUGCAAUAAUAAAAAUAAGGCUUGGGGUCAAUAAUAUGGUCUUAAAGACUAAAAUUGCUACCUUACCAAUACUUAAAUAUCUAUAAAAGGUUGA